Molecule: messenger RNA, 2052 nt
Organism: Symsagittifera roscoffensis
Lineage: Eukaryota; Metazoa; Xenacoelomorpha; Acoela; Convolutidae
Exons: 5
Coding region: 14-1792 (592 amino acids)
Source: RefSeq, a predicted model, not a curated record
UUUUUCAGGACGCAUGAAACAUGUUGGGAAUGAGAAUUCGUUUUCAGUAUUCAGAUCUGUAAUAAUUACAACUCAAGAAGUGACAACGGACGAAAAUGCUUUUAGUCAGACUUACAACGAAUUUGUGACUGUAAAUGUAGUAAUCAAGACGUUCAAACCAUCUGUUUGCCCAACCAGCAAACGGAGUUUUUGGGAGGACGUUCUUCAAACUUUCUGUCGUCUGUGCCACGAUGAUCUAGCCAAGUUGGUUCUCAAAUAUGUCAUUUUAAACCAAACGGCUAUUGACAAUCUGUCUGAAAUACCGAUUUUGUUUGACCUCACAGUCCGCGAUGAAGUCGAAAUAGUCGGCAUAUUAAAAGAAUUAAAACUUGUUUGCUCCACUAAAUUACUAAAGUAUUCUAGAAAUUCCGCCUUGUUAGAUACGAAAAAAUUAGAAACAAUCUUUUGGGAUCCCACUGAUCUUACCAAGUCAAUCAAUAAUCUGCCGAAUCCAGGCAAGUGGUGUCAGAGAACGUCAACUAGUGUUAUUCAUGUCGUAGGAGCUUGUGCAUCCUGGAUUAAUGCUCCUGAGGGCUACGAAAUCCACCGGCCUGAGCGUGUGCCGCGAGAAGAGGGGCACAAGGGGACAACGACUGAUGCCUCUGCAGAUGGAGGGGGAGGGGGCUUCAAAGUGAUCUACUAUUCAGACUCUUUCUUCGAGAGUAAUUUCUUUCCCAGCCACGGGGACAUCAUCCUUUUGUACCCAGGGAACUAUUACUGUGGCUGGCAAGUGCGCUCUAUUUUCGUAGUCCCAAGUGUAGAGCUUUACGGAGUGAAUAAUGGCAUCCACGAACUAGAUGUUGUCGGCACCUCUCGCUACUCGGAGCUGUGUUCGACAGAUGGAGGUCUCUUGGACGUGGGAUCCUCUUUCUACCAACCAUUUCCAAUAUAUAAUAUUUUCGCAAACCUGACUGUCAGAUCUCGCCAAGACGGCCGACCAAUCUCUGUGCGAGGAGCGGAGGUGCACCUGUUGCUGUUCAACUGUUGUCUGAAAACUGCCCACUUCCCUGCCAUUCUAUUCUCUCCAUCAUCUGUUGGGACCCUGCUAAUGAGGAGGUGUUUCGUGUCUGGGGCCAUGGACAGCUGCCUGGUGCUAGGCAAGGCCUCCGACAUAUCUGCCGUGCAACACAUUGAUAUCUCUCUGAAAGACUGCAAGAUCACGAAAUCUGGGCGUGGCUACCUGACUAAACGAGGCCACUCCCCUGCAAUAUCUAUUCUCACAGUUUCCUCACUGGAGAUAGAAGGGUGUGUUGUGAGAGACAAUGUCGGCCAUGCCUUCCAGAUGAGAGCCCCGAAGCACCGCAGACCCAACAAGCUCACACUAAAGGGCAAUGUGCUGAAAAGGAACCAGGCAUGCGACUCACUUUCAUUAGCCUUGACCCGUACAACCAAGUCCACACAUGGACAUGACGAUAGUGGAUCGAAAUAUGAUAUGAAAAAACAGGCUAAUGAGUGUUGUAAAUAUAGGCCGGCAUCGCCAAACGCGACUGCGACGUCAUUUAGUUCAACGAGUGUAGCCGGAGGUAGUAGUGGAGUUCCAGGACACCACCAGCAGCCGGAGAGUAAAGAGGACGGAUCUCUGGUAGUGAGAGGCAGAUAUUGUUUCCAGUGCGGGCAGCCGGCACAGAAGAUAUGUGGUCACUGCCGCAAUGCGUUCUAUUGCAAUGUACAGUGUCAGUUACAACACUGGGGAUCCCAGUCUGGUGAAACAGGGGGGUGUGUUGGGGGACACAGGAGAUAUUGUGUCAAGUAGAGAGAGGGAGAGAGAUUGUUUGUCAUAGAAAAUCAACCAGGGGAAGGAGGGAUGAAGAGUAUGGCAGACUGUGAAAAUAAAUGCAUCAAUAAGUUUGACAUUUUUUUUGAUUUAGAGGAAUAGAUCUUGCUUCUGAAUUUAGUUUUCUUCUAAUUCUUUUCAUUCAAAUAACAUGACUGUAUAACUGAUGUAAUUUUUAACUAUGUGAAAUAUGUGGUUCGUUAUCAUUAAUGACAAGAAAAAAUGGCGCAAUAAAUCAA